AUGGACGACAAGUUCUACUCGGUGAUCUUCCCAGAUGUGCGGAAUUUCCGCCCCUUCACCCCUGACUCUCUGGCAGCAAUCAAUAAGCGAAUUGCUAUCCAAAAGGAAAAAAAGAAGUCUAAAGAUAAAACAGCCAUGGAACCCGAGCUUCGACCUCAGCUUGACCUAAAGGUCUCCAGGAAGUUGCCCAAGCUCUAUGGUGACAUUCCCCAUGAGCUCAUAGCGAAGCCCCUGGAAGACUUGGAUCCCUACUACAGAAAUCAUAAGACGUUCAUGGUGUUGAACAAAAAGAAAACCAUCUACCGCUUCAGUGCCAAGCGUGCCUUAUUCAUUUUUGGACCUUUCAAUUCGAUCAGAAGUUUAGCCAUAAGACUGUCGGUCCACUCAUUGUUUAGCAUGUUUAUCAUCUGCACAGUUACUGUCAACUGUGUUUUCAUGGCCACCGCCUCUGGUAAGGACAGCAAUAAUACAGAUGCUAACACUGCUGAAUAUGUCUUCACUGGGAUCUAUAUUUUUGAAGCUUUGAUAAAAAUAUUGGCAAGUGGUUUUAUUUUGGAUGAGUUUUCUUUCCUUCGAGAUCCAUGGAACUGGCUGGACUCCAUUGUCAUUGCAACAGCAUUUGCGUCAUAUUAUCCAAAAAACGGCAUCAGCCUGUCAUCCUUGCGAACCUUUCGAGUGUUCAGAGCUUUGAAAGCAAUUUCAGUAGUUUCAGGUCUAAAGGUCAUUGUGGGAGCUCUGCUUCGCUCUGUGAAGAAGCUUGUUGAUGUGAUGAUCCUGACCCUCUUUUGCCUGAGCAUCUUCGCCCUGGUUGGUCAGCAGCUCUUCAUGAGAAGUCUGAACCAGAAAUGUGUCCACAAGGACUGUCUGAAUUGCACAUUUAUUACAAAUAAAGACUAUUGCUUUGAAAAGAAAGGUAACUCUGCUGAAGACAAAAUGUGUGGCUUCUGGAUCGGUAGCAGGCCCUGUUCUGAACAAUUUCAAUGCAACCACACCAAGUAUAAUCCUGACUAUAAUUACACCAAUUUCGACAACUUUGGCUGGUCUUUUCUUGCCAUGUUCCGGCUUAUAACCCAAGAUUCCUGGGAGAAGCUUUAUCAACAGACCCUGCACACCAAUGGGCCCGUCUCAGCCUUUUUCUUUGUGGUGGUCAUCUUCCUGGGCUCUUUCUACCUGAUUAACUUAACCUUGGCUGUUGUCACCAUGGCUUACGAGGAGCAGAACAGGAACGUAGCUGCUGAGACAGAGGCUAAGGAAAAGAUGUUCCAGGAAGCCCAGAAGCUGUUAAAAGAGGAGAAGGAGGCUCUGGUUGCCAUGGGAAUUGACAGAAGUUCACUUAAUUCCCUUGAAGCGUCAUCUUUUUCCUCAAAGAAGAGAAAGCUAUUUGGCAGUAAAAAAAGGAAGUCCUUCAUUGUGAAAGAGUCUGGAAAAGACCAGGCUCCAGGAUCAGAUUCUGAUGAAGAUUCCAAGAAAAAGCCACACCUCCUAGAGCAAACCAAACGACUCUCCCAGAAUCUGUCAGUGGACCACUCUGAUGAGCACAGAGACCCCUUACAAAGGCAGAGGGCUCUUAGUGCUGUAAGCAUCCUCACAAUCACCAUGCAGGAACAAGAGAAAUCACAGGAGCCCUGCCUCCAAUGUGGGGAAAACCUGGCAACCAAAUACCUCGUGUGGAACUGUAGCCCCCACUGGGUACGCAUUAAGAAGGUGCUGAGGACCAUGGUGACUGACCCCUUUACUGAGCUAGCCAUCACCAUCUGCAUCAUCAUCAACACUGUCUUCUUGGCCAUGGAGCAUCACAAAAUGAGCCAAGACUUUAUAAAAAUGUUGUCUACAGGCAAUCAGGUUUUCAGUGGCAUUUUUAUAGCAGAAAUGUGCCUAAAAAUCAUUGCACUUGAUCCCUACCACUACUUUCACCGAGGCUGGAACAUUUUUGACAGCAUUGUUGCUCUUCUGAGUUUUGCAGAUAUGAUGAACAAUGUAUUUGCAGAAAAAAAACUUUUGCUAUUCUUCCAUUCCCUAAGAGUGCUGAGGGUCUUCAAGUUAGCCAAAUCCUGGCCAACUUUAAACACAUUGAUUAAGAUAAUUGGGCACUCCGUUGGAGCCCUUGGAAACCUGACUAUAGUCCUGGCCAUUGUUGUCUUUAUAUUCUCAGUAGUUGGAAUGCAGCUUUUUGGCUCCAAAUUCAACUCCUCAAAGAAUUCCCGACGACGUUGGCACAUGGAGGAUUUCUACCACUCCUUCCUGGUGGUAUUCCGUAUCCUCUGUGGGGAAUGGAUUGACAGCAUGUGGGAAUGUAUGCAAGCAACUGACAAAUACCUGUGCAUUAUUGUCUUUCUGUUGAUCAUGGUGAUAGGAAAACUUGUGGUGCUCAACCUCUUCAUUGCCUUGCUGCUCAAUUCCUUCAGCAAUGAGGAGAGAGAUGGAAACUUGGAAGGAGGGGCCAAGAAAACCAAAGUCCAGUUGGCCCUGAAUCGGUUCCGCUGGGCUUUUUGUUUUGUGAUACAUAAUCUUAGGCAUUUAUGUUGCAAGUUGUGCAGGAGGCAAAGCUUAUCAAAACAAAAAGAGAUUACAGGAGGCCCUUCUUCCCAGAGCAAAGACAUCAUUCUUCUGGUCACGGAGAUGAAAAGGGGCCCAGAGACCCUGAAGGAAUUUGGUGCACUGACCUCUGCACCAAAAGCCGUGGGCGAUGGGUACAAGCGGACUAGGUUGGCUCCACUUGCAGAGGAAGAAUAUGACAUUGAAUUCCCUGAUGAAGAUAUUGCACAGACUGUCACACAACCUGUGUCUGGAAAACAGGCCUAUGAAGUCCAUCAGGAAACCAGGAAGUCUACCAGCCUAGAAGUUCAAGGUGUGGAAAUUGACAUGUUCUCUGAAGGUGAUGAUUGUCUGACAGCACACAAUCCCCGAAAGAAAUCUGACGCCAACAGUGUGCUGUCGGAAUGUAGCACCAUAGAUCUUGUGGAUCCCUUUAUGCGGGUAUCUGAAAUGGUCCCCAAGAAGCAACCAGAGAGAUGUUUGCCCAAAGGCCUAGCUCUCUGCUUUCCAUGCUGUGGUGUGGACAAGAGAAAGUCCCCCUGGGCUACGUGGUGGAACCUGCGGAAAACUUGCUACCAAAUAGUGAAACACAGCUGGUUUGAGAGUUUUAUUAUCUUUGUGAUUCUGCUGAGCAGUGGUGCACUGAUCUUUGAAGACAUUCACCUUCAGGAACAGCCCAACAUCCAAAACUUACUUAAUUGUACUGACAGGAUUUUCACAUACAUUUUUAUCCUGGAGAUGGGUCUGAAAUGGUUGGCCUUUGGAUUUAGGACAUACUUUACCAGUGCCUGGUGCUGGCUGGAUUUCAUCAUUGUGAUUGUCUCUGUGAUAAGUCUCUCCAACUUAAAGGAAUUAAAAUCCUUCCGGACUCUGCGAGCCCUGAGGCCUCUUCGAGCAUUGUCCCAGUUUGAAGGAAUGAAGGUGGUGGUCAAUGCUCUCAUAGGUGCCAUACCUGCCAUUCUGAAUGUUUUGCUUGUCUGCCUCAUUUUCUGGCUUACAUUUUGUAUUCUGGGAGUAAACAUAUUUUCUGGAAAAUUUGGAAGAUGCAUCAAUGGAACAGAUAGGAACGCAGUUAUAGAUUAUGAAAGAAUUGCAAACCGAAGCCAAUGUGAGAAUGAAAAUUUUUUCUGGGUCAACCUGGAAGUCAAUUUUGACAAUGUGGGAAUGGCUUACCUCGCCCUGCUGCAAGUGGCAACAUUUAAGGGUUGGACAGAAAUUAUGUAUGCAGCUGUUGAUUCCAGAGGGGCAGAGGAACAGCCAAAGUUUGAAGCAAAUAAAUACAUGUAUCUGUACUUCGUAGUUUUUAUCAUCUUUGGCUCAUUCUUCACUCUGAAUCUAUUUAUUGGUGUUAUUAUUGACAACUUCAACCAACAACAGAAAAAGAUAAGUGGCCAAGACAUUUUUAUGACAGAAGAACAGAAGAAAUACUACAAUGCAAUGAAAAAACUGGGAUCCAAAAAACCUCAAAAACCCAUUCCAAGGCCUCUGAACAAAUGUCAAGGUCUCGUGUUCGACCUAGUCACAGGCCAGGUCUUUGACAUCCUCAUCAUAAGUCUCAUUGUCCUAAACAUGAUUAGCAUGAUGGCUGAAUCAGCGGACCAAUCUGAAGACAUGGAAACCAACCUUGAGCAUCUCAACCUGGCCUUUGUGGUUAUCUUUACAAUAGAGUGUCUCAUCAAAAUCUUUGCUUUGAGGCAGUACUACUUCACCAAUGGCUGGAAUUUAUUUGAUUGUGUGGUCGUGGUUCUUUCUAUUGUUAGUAAGUAA
Molecule: messenger RNA, 4302 nt
Organism: Orycteropus afer afer
Lineage: Eukaryota; Metazoa; Chordata; Mammalia; Tubulidentata; Orycteropodidae
Gene: SCN11A
Product: sodium voltage-gated channel alpha subunit 11
Biological process (GO): sodium ion transmembrane transport; neuronal action potential; membrane depolarization during action potential
Cellular component (GO): plasma membrane; voltage-gated sodium channel complex; axon
Molecular function (GO): voltage-gated sodium channel activity
Source: RefSeq, a predicted model, not a curated record